AUGCUCACCUUCUGCCCCUAUGAUGGCUCUCUCUUGACCGUCGGGACCAAGAGCAGUCAGAACCGUUUGGAGUGCCGCGCGUGUCCUUACAUCUACCCCAUCACCCACCCCUUGUACUCGCGCACCUUAUUUGAGCGCAAGGCGCAGGAGGACGAAAUUGGUCCGACCGAUUGGUCCAACGCUGCCAAAGCUGACGUGCAGUGCGCCAAAGAAGGCUGUCCUGGCAUGGAAGCUGCGUUCUUUCAGGUCCAGAUCAGAAGUGCUGAUGAACCGAUGACCACCUUUAUAAGUGUAUGA
Messenger RNA from Parascedosporium putredinis, 297 nucleotides. NCBI's taxonomy places the organism in Eukaryota, Fungi, Ascomycota, Sordariomycetes, Microascales, Microascaceae. The record is from the annotation of a GenBank genome assembly.